This is a messenger RNA of Amborella trichopoda, 1362 nucleotides long. Lineage: Eukaryota; Viridiplantae; Streptophyta; Magnoliopsida; Amborellales; Amborellaceae. The record is from RefSeq and is a predicted model, not a curated record.
AUGAAUUUGCCUCUUGCUAUAAUGUUAUAUACCCAAAUGACAAAAAGUGGUGUUUUUGCUAAUAAUUACACUUUUCCUCCGCUGAUUAAAGCUUGCACUCAAUGGCAAGCUGUUGUAUCGGGAGAAACCAUCCAUUGUCAGAUAUUGAGGCUCGGUCUGCAAAAUGAUCCAUUUGUUCAUUCUGCUAUUUUGAACUUUUAUGGGAUCUGUAAGGGCAUGCAUUUUGCUGUUGGGUUAUUUGCCGAAGUUUCAAAGCCAACUAUAGUUUCAUGGACCUCAAUUGUGAAUGGUCAUGCAAAAUCAAGGGAUUAUGCAGCGGCAAGAGAAGUGUUUGACAAAAUGCCUGAAAGAAACUUGGUUUCUUGGAAUGCUAUGAUAUCAGGAUAUGUGCAUAAUGGCCAAUUCCAAGAGGCUUUGGGCCUAUUUAAUGAGAUGCAAUUAUCUAUGAUAAAACCCAAUGGUGCAAUUCUAGUUAGUGUAUUAGUUGCAGUGGCCGAACUAGGGGCCCUACAUCAAGGAAGGUGGGUGCAUGAUUACAUAGAGAGAAAUGGUUUGAGCUAUACUGCAAAUCUAAGUACCAGUUUGGUUCAUAUGUACGCGAAAUGUGGGGAUAUAGAAACAUCAUCCCGAGUCUUCAAUAUGUUCUCUAAUAAGUCCCUAGACCUGUUUAAUGCAAUGAUCAAUGGAUUUGCCCUACAUGGACUAGGAAAAGAGGCCCUAGAUCUAUUUGCCAAGAUGUUGGCUCAUGACAAGCUGCGGCCUGAUGAUAUUGCAUUUUUAGGUGUAUUAAGUGCAUGUGCUCGUUCAGGAUUGGUUAGAGAAGGCCUAGAUUGCUUUGAAUCAAUGGCUAGAUUGCAUGGUGUGGAACCUAAAAUGGAGCAUUAUGGCUGUAUAGUGGACCUCUUAGGGAGGGCCGGCCAUCUAAAUGAAGCGCUACUGCUAAUAGAGAACAUGCCUUUAGAGCCUGAUUCUAGAGUUUGGGGACCCUUUUUAGGUGCUUGUAGGAUACAUGGUGCCGUGCAAUUAGGCGAGACCAUUGGAAAUUUGUUGAUAGAAUUGGAGCCAAGUAGACCAGAGAGAUAUGUGACUCUGUCGAAUAUUUAUGCUAAAGGUGGUAGGUGGAGAGAGGCUGAGAGAGUUAGGGGGGUGAUGAAGAACAGAGGUGUGAAGGUUGAACCUGGGUGUAGCUCGAUUGAGGUUGAUGGGGUUGUGCAUGAGUUUCUUGUUGGGGAUGAGGUGAACACUAAUAAAGCAAGGGAGGUCUACUUGGUGUUGGAUGUGAUAGCAAAGCAUAUGAGAGAGGGAAUAGGAUGCAUUACUAAUGCAAUGCCUGUGUUGCUUGGUGGGUUUGAGGAGGGUUAG